AUGAGUCGCUUCUACAUCGACGACUCGUCCUCCCCAACCUCCCCUACCCGCGCCUCCUCAGACUCAGACAGUGACACCGAUCUGCCAUACCCAGCGCCCCUCGAACGCUCCGUCUUCCUACAACCUGAUUUCACCCCGCAAACCUACCUAUCCACCCUGCACAACCGCCACCAAACUCUUGAAGACCUACGCUCCGAGCUACGCUCCCGCUCCGCACUCCUCUCCCGCGAACUGCUCGACCUGGUAAACACCCACUACACGGAUUUCUUGACGCUAGGCGCGAGUUUAAAAGGCGGGGAUGAGCGCGUGGAGGAGGUGAGGGUGGGGUUGUUGGGGUUUAGGAAGGAGAGGGAGGAAGAGGUGGAGAGGCUGGUGAGGGAGAGGGAAGAAACGAGGAGGAAGAUUGCGGUUGGGAGGCAGCUUGUGGGGUAUGAGGAGGGGUUGAGGGGGUUGGAAGAGGGCCUGGUUAUUGAGGCUGCCACUGGUGCGAGUGACACUAGUGAUGAAGAGGAGGACGACGAUUAUGAUGGAGACGAGGAUGAGGACAAAGGUGUGGUGGGUGGGGUUUCGAUUGCGAAGCUAAGACGGCACGUGCUGCAGUGGAGGGUAGUACGGGAGGCAGAGAAGAAACUGGGUGAGCAUCCGUUCGUGGCUGCGCAGGCGCCGCGGAUGAGUAAGGUGCGGAAUACGCUGUUGCUGGAUUUGAGCACGGCGUUGCAGCAGGCAAAGGCAGUGAAGGUGUCGGGAAGGGUCAUGGGUAUCAUGAAGGUCUAUGCGGAGAUGGGGGAGGAGGGCGAGGCGGUGAAGGUGCUCAAGGGCUUGAAGGCGUGA
Molecule: messenger RNA, 831 nt
Organism: Didymosphaeria variabile
Lineage: Eukaryota; Fungi; Ascomycota; Dothideomycetes; Pleosporales; Didymosphaeriaceae
Exons: 3
Coding region: 1-831 (276 amino acids)
Biological process (GO): intra-Golgi vesicle-mediated transport; Golgi organization; protein transport
Cellular component (GO): COG complex; membrane
Source: RefSeq, a predicted model, not a curated record